This is a messenger RNA of Salvelinus fontinalis (brook trout), 2133 nucleotides long. RefSeq names its product cell division cycle protein 123 homolog. Gene Ontology annotation, cellular component: cytoplasm. The record is from RefSeq and is a predicted model, not a curated record. The transcript has 13 exons. NCBI's taxonomy places the organism in Eukaryota, Metazoa, Chordata, Actinopteri, Salmoniformes, Salmonidae. The coding region runs from base 205 to 1251 and encodes 348 amino acids.
AUAUUAUAAUACAUUAGAGACGGUCUCAACCAUUCCAGAUAACCUAACCUGAAUUAUAAUUCAACUAAAACUCGGUAAUAAAUACAAGCCAUUAUAAUUUUGGUGUUAUGGAAAGGUUGUAAUCUACAUGAAACCAAUAUGAAUCGCCUUUUUCUUAAGGGAACCAUAUGUGGCUGGACUCACUUCCGGUAAAUAAUUUGCAGUAUGAAGAAGGAGCAAGUUGUAAAUUGUCAGUUUUCGGUCUGGUAUCCGAUAUUUAAGAAGCAUACUAUCAAAAGUUUGAUUCUCCCACUGCCUCAGAAUGUAAUAGAUUAUUUGCUGGACGAUGGAACACUAGUAGUUUCUGGAGGGGACAACAACACUCAGCAUAACCAGACCAACAAUAGUGACUCAGAGGAGGAAGACGUUCAGUGGUCAGAUGAUGAGACAACCACCACUGUAACAGCUCCAGAGUUCCCAGAAUUCAACUCUAAAGUGCUGGAGGCCAUCAACACCCUAGGUGGGUGUGUCUUUCCCAAACUGAACUGGAGUGCACCGCGGGAUGCUAACUGGAUUGCUCUGAACAGCUCCCUGCAGUGUCAGAGUCUGAGCGAUAUCUUCCUGCUCUUCAAGAGCUCUGACUUCAUCACCCACGACCUCACACAGCCAUUCCUUCACAGCAGUGACGAGAAUUCUCAGAAUCCAGCCAUAAACUAUGAGCUGGUCCUGAGGAAGUGGAGUGAGCUGCUACCUGGUGGGGAGUUCAGGUGUUUCAUCAAAGAGAACAAGCUGAUCGGGAUCUCCCAGAGAGACUAUACCCAGUACUACCACCACAUCUCCAAGCAGGAAGCCCAGAUCUGCCACUCCAUCCAGGAGUUCUUCAGCCAACACGUCCAGUAUCAGUUCCUGGAUGAGGACUUUGUGUUGGAUGUCUACAGAGAUAGCUGGGGGAAGGUGUGGCUGAUCGAUCUCAACCCCUUUGGUGAGGUGACAGAUUCACUGCUGUUCACGUGGGAGGAGCUUACCUCCGGGAACAGCCUGUCAGCCAAUCAAGAGCAGGGUGACACAGCCCAGCAGGAAGGCCCUGUGUUCCGCUACACCACCAGUGAUGUGACGGUGCAGCCCAGUCCCUGUCUGCGCUACCGGAUCCCUAGGGACUUUGUGGACCUCUCCACUGGCGAGGACGCAUACAAACUCAUCGACUUCCUCAAACUGAAGAAACGCCAGCAAGAGGACUCUGAGGAAGAGGUGGAGGAAGAGGUACGACAGUGACAGCCCCUGAGGAGCAGGGUCUCUACACGGUGACUUUUCCCUCAGACUGUUAGCCUAGCAUAACAAUAACCCUAAAACUGUAAGGCUAGCGUUAGUGGUUAGCACAGAGACUACUAUACACAUGGAGGUUUGUCCUUAUCAGCUCUUGAAUCUUCUGAUGGAAUCCAUACACUUUUUGGUCAUCACCUUAGACCUAUCCAGAAUGCUGCAGAUAGAAAUGUAUUGAAUAGAACAAACACAACAAACCAUAAUGAGGAGAAAAGCAUCAUGACCGCUCUAUGCAAUAUAUUUCUACCUGCAACACUGUAAAAGUCCCAUUAAAUCUCAUGGUUGUGUGUAUUUAAGAGGGGAGUUCUAAGCAGUGCCCCUGUUCUAUUGGCCCGGUGUGUCUUAUGUAAAUAUAAAUGCUGUAACUUAACAUUGUGUAAAGGUAAGGGGUGUCUGUUACAGGAGUCUGUGUAUAGGAAUAAAGAAUGCUCAAAUUUAUAAUACAGCGCUGGGGAAGAGACGUGUCUUAGUUUGUGUAUAGCAGGUACAUCAUGGGAUUGCAAUUUCUGAGGGAGAUACCCAAAGGGUCAGAGUUUUCUGACUUAAUCCACUAAACUUUCUCUCUUCACACACACCAAAUGCACAUUUUUCCAUGUGCUUUCUGAUGGUUUCGUUAAGACACACAUCUGUAUGUAAUAGCAAUACAAAGGUUUACUCACAAAGUCUCUGUGAAACAGUAUUUCAAACAUUCCAGUUUCUUACUUACUCUCUCUGGUCGUUAUAGUUCUAUCUAUGUUAUUGUAGAAUUAGUUUUGAUUCUUAUCAUUGGUUUAUUUUCUAUGUGCUGGCAAAGAGAGGUGUUCUGAUGGGGUAAUAAAUUGCUGGUGUGUGCUC